AUUUACGAACCUCCCUCGAAGUUAGGACAAAAAUCGACAACGGACAUUGGGACUAGUGUUAAACGUGCUAUCGAAAUCUCGCGAGUGGCCUGUGAUUUUUCGAGUGAAGACGUAACCAGUACACCAGGGAUAUAACGGGUCGAGCGAAGUGCUAAGCGGAUCAUAAAAACAAAGAGAUUCACCUGAUUUGGUGUGAGAGUGUUCGUAGAUCUUCCGGAGGCAUAAUAAAAAAGAAAGACGCGUAAAUCUCAAUAGAGAGUCUACUUAUACGUGAAUACGAAGAUAAAAAAUCGAUUAACGGCAUAAGUUUAAAAAAACAGGUAUAGGUAGUGGGCGACGUAAAUGAUAUCGUAUUAUUCUUAAAAAAAUUGGAAAAGUUUAGUCGAGAGUACCGAGUGAAACGCUAGCGUGGUUUUCCAGUAACGGUUCUGUUUUCAAUUUCGCAACCCUGAGCUUGUGCUUUUAAAAGCUUAUAAACGUCAAAACAAGUUGUGAAACAGUGAAGAGUCGAAUUCUUUUUUUGUAUCGCAAUAGGCGCGCUUUUAAUUGAGCGAGCUCGUAAUAUUUUUAGAUGGCGUUAUGCUCAGUCCCAAUCGGUUCACAAAUAGAGAGUUGAUGCAUUUUAAGGAGCACAGAUAAGCUACCCAUUAUUCGGAAUGUGCACCUCAAUUUUUACAGCAUUACAAAAUGAUGUAAAUAAAAAAGUUACUUGCAUAUGCAAUUCUUGCGUUUUAUGAACAACACACCGAUCGCUAACGGAAGAAUCGAAAAAAAUGAAAUCAUUCAUCAUUAUUUAUCACAUUAAUAAGCCCUCUGUGAUCAACUGUAGUGGGUAUUUAUCGUCAAUCACAUUUCUUGGAUCCACUUUAUGAAUAUUCACCAAUUAAGGUACGUGAAGCAUACAUAUGUAUUAUUAUUAGUACUUCAUUGCAUAAGGCAAUGAAAUAAUUUUAAAUAAAUCAAAUUAACAAUAAAAAUUGGCACAAAUGGAAAUAUCACGUGUUCACAAUCGUAAGAGUAGUCAUUACUGUAAAGAUUCAACAGUUAUUCUUCAAGGACAUUAUACUUUCUGUGUUGCACAGACUAUGUUCGUUAAUAUAAUGGAUCAAUUAACUUAUAUUGUAGAUCAAUAUAUGUAAGAACGAAAAUGAUCUUUGACAAUUGGAUACUCUGAAUAAUUUUUAAUCAAUUAUCCCCACGGGAUUAUAUACGGACAUCGAAGUUUGUGCGUACGUGAGUUCGAACGUUUGAAUUGAACUUUUCUUUAUGGAUGUCGAUUAAUUCGAAGCCCUAUCGGAGAUAUUACUGAAGGCGUUGUCCUGGUUCGUGAUUCACGAAUGAGCUAUGUAGAGCUGUAGCCAGCUGAGGGGGUCUGGUUACUGGUUACCUGUUACCUGGACAAGUGUGUUGGUCACGGGUUCGUUUCAAAGUAUCGACCGUGACAGCCGUUCCGUGCAAAUCGUAAUUUUCGGAAUGAUGCUUUCUAACUAAAAUUCUGAUUCCUUAAACCUCUUACCGGAAAACUGCGAAUUAUGUGUACGUGGAUAAGCUCCGCAUGCGCACAAUACAAUAUUCAUAUUCAAUUGAAAGAAUGACAAUAAUGAUACGCUUUUAUCUCCAAAGAAAAAUAACAGACGAUUAAUUAAUAAACAUUACCCACUGUACAAUUUUAAUUCGAUUUUAUGAAAUCAAAAAUUGUCUUAAUAAGUUAAUUGAAACCUUUUCUGUGAAGCGGUAGAACUAGAGAUAAGGGUUCAACGAACCAUGGGUUUGAGAGUAAAUUUAGUGAUUACUACGACAGAGUAAAAUGGAGACUUCCAUAAGCAAUCGUUUAGCUAUGUUUUCUUCUUUCAGUUUGUUACUACUGUUAUUAUGUACGUAAAAUGACAUACACAUAUGAGUUUUUGUUGCGAUCGCAUUAUCGUCAGUAAACUAUGAGAUAGAUUCUUUAUAAAUAAUCGAAGAUCGCAAAUUGCAGUUAGCGUUAUCUUGUUAAUAGUCACUAAUAAUAUAACACUGUUGUCAAAGCUCUAACUUUAUUCUCUGCGACAGUCCAGCAUUCAUACCGAUUCAUUUAUAAAGCAAGUUUGAACAUCUCUCGUUAUCCGUGAGGUAAUUGUUGUAACAUGCAACCUACAUGGACAUUUCGUAAUGUUCUUCAAUAUUUUCAAAGCGGUGAGUCACGUGUAACGGUUUCAAUACUCUGUAUAAAGGACUCUGUAUAACAAUUUCCUGCGCGAUAUAGCAGUUUUAGAAUCGGUUCUUGCUGCAUCGGAAUAUGAUGAAGAUAUUCGGUUCCCAGGUCAGGCAAAUGUAGGACAGGUUCACACAGUUGAGGAGGAAAAGCAUCGGUCCACUUUGUUAUGGGACUAGAUAGAUCGUACAGACAUGAAUCUUUCCUUUGUCGCGGUUAUUUUUAAACCUGACUAGAAAUACGUUUUAUUUCUUCAAUUUCCUCCGCUUUCUUAUUAAAAUCUCUCGCGAAAUGUUCAUUUUCUUGGAAUUAUGUAAUAGGUAAUAAUACUGAUGAUUACAGUAAUUGAACAUCGCAAGAUGACUUCGAACGAAGAUGGUGAUUUGAUCGAUCUUGGAAACGACGUAUGCGUCCCACGAGUGUCUAUAGAAGAAUCGUCGAGCGAUGAACAGGAGCAUCUUCUUGACGUGUGUCCGCCAAAAUUGGAACAAACACUGUCGUUGACCAAGAAACAAGAACAAGUACAAUGCGUGAGCGAUAACGGCGACGUGCUGGUCACACUGGGUCACGAUCAAGUAGUACCGAUUCGCAAGAGGAUCGACGUCGUUUCGUCUGACACAAUAAAAAGGGUUCGCGACAUUACUAGGAACCUGGAACCAGUUAUAACGAAGACUUGUUCCGACAUUAAUGAAGAGCAUCAGGAUGUUGUGGAUUAUGGUAGCGCAUCGAAUCAUUGCAAAGGCACGCAUUAUUCGAGCGAAAAGCACGAGGAAGAGACGUACGAAGCGCGGGAAAUCAGCAAUGCGUUCAAUUUCCUUACUGAACACGAUGAUACUGAAGAUCAGGUCGAAGCAAAUUGCAUACGAUACGAUGAUUCGCACAGGUUGAUGCUAUUAACCCGUUCUACUGAGGACGAUGAAAAUCUUUUGAAUUACGAUGGCUCCAUCCAAGGCUUAAACUGCUGGAAAGCUGCCGCCGAUUUAAAAGAUCCAGCUUUCGAAUUACGUUCAGGCAAACUUACCGACAAUAUCUCAAGAAGUAAUGGCUGCGAAUCCGUUGAUCAUGAACCCGAGAAAACUAUUAGUGGAGUUGCUAAGAAACAAGAGGAGAAAAGAGGAACGGCAACGAGGACAUCCAUUCGGCAAAUGAACCGUAAAUCUUGGACGGAAGGGAUUUUUAAAAAUGCAACAUUGGAUCCAUUAACUCGGUUCGACAGGUCGACCAGUUUAAGGGAACCAUCAACUACCAACGGUAUACGUCGGCAGUUCAGUAUUAUCUCAAGGUCUUCGAUAGAAAGCGGAUUAGAGCCAAACGGAGAAGACCAAGAGGAUGGAUGUUCAGAGUGUUCGGAAGUGGAUUGGUCCUGGUUAGAGGAAGUAGAGUCUUCGCGGGGUGCGGAAUCAUUAGCACCCAAUGUUGUUGACGCGGUUCAGGAAAACACCGAACAUCGAGGAGGGAGUGCAUCAUCCCCCACCAGCGAAAAUUCAAGGCGCAGGCGCGGUCGCGAGCAUCGUGCUACCGAAGCGGGCUGCAGUGCCGCGAUGUCCGUCCCCGGGACGGUAAAGUCCUUACCGGACAGUGGUACGCGAUGGUCAACCUGUGACCCGCUACCCGAUCAAGACGGCAACGAUGAGGAUGCGGCCGUGCGAUGUAACAACGCGAACAACGAGGCUAUCGACCGAGAAACAUGCGAUAAUCCUGGCACGCUCGUCAAUUCUUGGGUGCGGGCCUCGAUGAGACGUUUGCGCCACUUAAGACUGCCGGAAGGAACCGAGCGGCAACGGAACACGGAUUCGAGUAAUUGCCGCGCCGCGAUUACAUCCGCGCCGAACUCUUUACCGGACAUAGCACUCAUUGCUCCUGAGAUUCUGGCUGCGCAAACGAACGGCACUUCUGGUACCCUUUUGAGGCCGUCUAGCGCUCCCGCUAGAAAUACGAAUGGUUCAAAUCAAAUAGUGCCACCGUCUCGCGGUGGCAGACAAUUUAGAACGAGUCGAACACAAGCAACGAGGACUCGUGAAAUUUCCUCGAGGCAGAGCAGCGUCUUAUCGUCGACUACUGGUAGCGAUACCUCGAGAACCACAACUUGCUCCAGUUCUUUCGGCGGUGCUUCCACCAGUCCACCUUCCAGCACGACCACGAGUCCGCAACGCAUCACUUCCAGAAGAAUAUGUGAAAGGCAGAGAGACAUCGAUAGGGAUGAAGACAGAGGAGAGGACGAGGACGAAGAUGCAAAUCCAUUAGGAAAGUGGCCGCACGCUCUUAGUCCGGCGUUGGCGUGUCUCAGUUGCACUCUUGGUCUUUUUAACAUAAGUAGAUUUUCUAUCCUUAGUAUACAAUUCGGAGCAAAUUUCAUUGUACAGUUCCUGAUUUUGUCCCUGGUAUUGGGCAUUCCACUCUUAACGUUACACGUGUGCCUCGGACAAAGAUUAGCGGCUGGAUCCGUGGAUAUGUGGAAAAUUUCACCCUUGUUUCAGGGUGUUGGCAUAGCGCUAUUAAUCGCACAAGCGUUUAUUGGUAUUUAUAGUAUUAUCGGUGUCUCCUGGAUGUUCGUGUACUUUAGGGAUUCGUUCAUAACGAAGCAAGAUAAGUACCGAUGGGCAGAACCGUUGUCCAUGUACAGGGAGGAUAAACCUUCUCAGAAUAGUAGCAGUUUAUAUAAACUAUACGAAACAGUACCGGAUUAUUUUAGUGGAGUCGUUCUGCAAAGGCACCACUUGAACGAAGCGGAUCCCGGUAUCGUAACGUUGAAGUUUCAAGUAGCUUUCAAUUUAGCAGUUGUAUGGAUGAUUGUGUUCGUGUCAUUAAGCAAAGGUUUAAGGUCUUAUGGCAAAGUAGUUUAUGUGUUUACAUUGGUGCCUGUGUUCGGUACCUUGGUUCUUUGUACAAAAUUACUCGGCCUCACGCCACCGGGUUCUAUACAUCAGCUCUUUCCUGCCACUGUGUGGACCGAGUUCUUUAUUAACGGCAAAUCUUGGAUAGCAGCCUCCAUCGAAGUUUUCCUUACCUGGGGACUGCUCGGCGCGGCUGCCAUGCAGAUAGCUGCUCAUAACAAGCACAAACACCUGUUACAGCGAGACACGAGUCUCGUAAUCGUGUUAACUAUUGUAGUCCUACUUCUCGCGGCUUUUCUAGCUAAUACCUGCGUUCAAGUUCUCAAACAUCAUGGAUACAUUUAUAUACCAAGUUCGUUCGAAAGAAUAUCGUCUUACAUGUUUAUGAGACCGAUGACUCAACCGGCACCACCCGGGUUCAGCAGUACGCCGGAAAGAUUUAUGGCACACGCGUCGUUUAUUGUUGGAGAACGCGUAACUCGUCCCGGCGUCGACUUCAGUGUCGAAUCUGGUUAUCAAGUCCUGAGAUUCUCGACAGAAUUAGUUCCCGCGACGUUGGCGUUGUUGGGCACCGAACAAGUAUCUCCGUUCUGGGCUGUUCUGUUCUACUUUAUUCUAAUCCUAUUUGGAAUAGCUCAACAGUUAGCAAUAUGGCAUUGCGUGAUAACCGGCAUAAUGGCGAUCAACGCGAAGAUGAUGAAACUGUGGGAAACCACCAUUACUUUCUUCAGUUGCGCCUGUGCUUACAUAUUAGGUCUACCGAUGGCCACUGAGGAAAAAUAUCUGUACGAUCAUGUGAACAUAUGCGGAUCGGUUUUAGAAGAAUGUCCGUUUAAAUGCGGAGUUUACGUUGCCCGGAAAAAUAUAAAUGCGCAUCAAAAAGUAUGCGACAGAAACGCUGCGAAGGAGAACAAUCAAACAAGCGAUGUUGAGGAUUUUGUAUGGAGAGACAAAAUGUUUGAUGCUUUAAAGUUGCUUCGUUCCGCGUUAAGAGAUGAGGAAACAGAACGUAAAGUUCUUCAAGACAGGGUAACUUAUUACUCGAAGUUGGUGCACUCUCAACAAGGAUCGAUCGAUGCUUUACGAUUUCGAAUCACGGAGAUGAUAGAUGAUUACAGACAACAUAAUGCAACGUUGAAUCAAAGAUUGAAUAGUUUGGAAUUGGCUUCUGACAACAUGGAGCAGCGCACCAGCUUAAGUUUUCAACGAAUCUCGGAGCAGUUAAAGCUUUUACACGAUCAGUUUGGCGGCGAACAAAAUAAGCACGAUGAAGUGCUCGCUAAAUGGUGCGAGGAGUUGAAAGAUUUGAGAACAGUUUUAGCGAAAGACAGCGCGCACGUCAAUGAAUUGUGGCAGGGACAACAACGAUUGAUUAGCGAUUUCAAGUUAGAAUUAGAAAUGAGAUGCAAAGAUUCGAAGGAGAUAAUGGAACAGCAAAAGGAUACAACUGAGAAAGUGAAUCGUCUGGAGGAAGAGAUGCAAAAACAAUUUGACAUUAUAACUAAAGAGAAAAGCGUGGUUCGAGGAUUGAAAUUUAAAAUGGCAGUACAUUUAGAACAUUUGGAUCGUCUGGACAAAUUGAUCAACGAUAAUCCAAGAUCGAACAUUUCGGAAUUAACCGAGUGUUACUGUACACAGGAGCACUAUGAUCAGUGCUCGACGAACGGCCGGCUUUUGUGGAGGAUCGAGCGUUACAAAGAAAAAAUGACCGAAGCUAAGGAAAAAGACUGCGUACUUUACAGUCCAAAAUUUUUAAACAAAGAAUAUGGAUAUACCUUGAGGAUGGAGCUGUUCUUAAAUGGAUUAGGUCAAUGGAAAGAUCGACACAUCAUCGGAUGUCUUCGUGUCGAAACUGGAAAGUGGGAUCCAUUAUUAGAUUGGCCUUGUAUCCUCAAAGCAUCGGUUACGUUGAGAAAUCAAGAAGAUCCAGCGAGCGAUAUAAAAAAAAUCGUGAAAGCUGUGAAAGAUUCUAAAGACGUGACUAAAGAAGCUGGAAUUUAUAUGUUCAUCCCACACACGACUUUGACCCGUUACUCUGGCUACGUUAAAGACAAUUCAAUGUUUUUAGAUAUUCGAAUAAUAGAUAUAAGAACGAGCAUGGGCAUACACGUCGUAUAUUAUUUAGACUAUACAAUCGGUGGCACGUGGUGGAUCAUGAUUUUAUACCUGGUACAAGUUGGUGCUGUAUUCGCCGUGCGAGGACGACCGCACAGCGGUGAAGCGGUUGUUGCCGAACUAUUUCCACCAACUGGCCGAUGUCUUAGGCAUUGGGCCGGUCCUUUGUUAUCUUUCACGUGGAACGUUGUGCUACCUGUUAUCCUUAUGGUACUCAGUAUCACGGUAUUUAAAAAUGCUGGGUUCCGAGAACUUUAUUCCUAUCGCCGUACUACAAGAGAAUAUUGGACAGUAUGGGCAAAACAACUGGGAGCGGCUAUACAAUUAAUACCGAUACUAACAAUACCGGCGGUGGCUGUUAUUCAAACAUGCCGAUAUUUGAACAAUGGUCCACCCGACAUAUUUGAUAGAAUUCAAUUACUGUAUCGGCCGUCGUUGGAGCCGGACGAUCCACGAGACACCCAACCGCAUAUUGGAAACGAUACUAGUACCAGCAUCCACGGCAACGGUAUCGUGCCAGCGACAACAGAAGUGCCGUUUGAAGAUCCACCACCAAAGUACACGCCUCCCCCGAGUUAUACCACCGCAACCGGAGCGAGGAUAGCGAAAAUGUUACGGCAGAGUUUCCGGCGAAGCGUGCGACGAAUAGCAAAUGUUCUUGGCGAAAGCAGCACCCCAAGACAGAGACCGGCGUUACCACCUCCGCCUCCCGAUUAUGCCACCGUUCUCGUGGAAAUGAAUCAGAGCAGACUCUCACAGGAUGUAACGAUUCAAGUCACCGAGUCGAGGAACGAGAAUUCGAACACUCGAAGAAGUAACGUCGCAGAAAGACAUAGGCCGAAUACGAUCGACAGAGCGAUGAGAGUCGGCGGUGUGGUGGGAUGUCCGAUUGAGAGGACGCAUUCAACGCUAGAGAGGCCGCGAAGAGCAUGCGUCAGUUCGUCGAGCACUUCGAAUUUGACUGCAGUCGACGUGGCUAACUUACUUCGUAGCAGCAUCAGGAGAGGGACUGUGCGAACUCAACAGUCCCUGCGUAGAAGUCUUUGCCAUGAGGAGCCGACGGUGGCAGCGUCCGUUGAAAAUCUAGUCGAGGCUGCAGCGCCGAUUGGCGAAGAAUCCUUGGUCCUUCCGAAGGAUGUGUCUCUAGUCUCCAACGAACAGGCUAAUAGCGAAAAUAGCGAAGAUAUAAAGAAGACUGCCGAGGAAACGGUCGACUCCGUUUCUGUGAUAUAGACUGUAUAUGUCCCUUGUUCCGAAUCGUUUACGAAGAAAAAACAAAUACGAAUAUUAUUUAAUUCCUGCUA
This is a messenger RNA of Ceratina calcarata, 8447 nucleotides long. It is a transcript of the gene bdg, whose product is annotated as sodium-dependent transporter bedraggled. The transcript has 13 exons. Gene Ontology annotation, biological process: amino acid import across plasma membrane; sodium ion transmembrane transport; nitrogen compound transport. Gene Ontology annotation, molecular function: protein binding; L-amino acid transmembrane transporter activity; amino acid:sodium symporter activity. Gene Ontology annotation, cellular component: plasma membrane. The coding region runs from base 2527 to 8376 and encodes 1949 amino acids. The record is from RefSeq and is a predicted model, not a curated record. NCBI's taxonomy places the organism in Eukaryota, Metazoa, Arthropoda, Insecta, Hymenoptera, Apidae.